AUGAAAAUAGUGAACCAAGGCAAUGUGAUCAAGUUCAUCAAAGAAAAUAUAAUCCAUAGAUUCGGCAUACCAGAAACUAUUACUGCCGAUCGCGGAACAGUAUUCACUAGUGAAGCGGUUGAAACAUUCACCAAGGAGUAUGGGAUCAAGCUCACUCAUUCAACCCCAUAUUUUGCUCAGGCUAAUGGUCAGGCCGAGGCAAUAAAUAAAGUCCUCAAAGGUAUCUUGAAGAAAAUGGUAGAUGACAAUCUAAGGGAUUGGCACAGCUUGCUAUCCGAGACUUUAUGGGCUUAUCGGACAUCAAAGAGAUCUGGUACCAGAACUACACCUUUCGCACUAACAUAUGGGCACGAUGCUAUUCUACCCAUGGAAGUAACUGUGAGAUCUCUAUGGAUUGCCCAGCAACAUAAUCUUACUCCGGAUGAAUAUAGUCAAGCCAUGAUGCAAGAGAUAGAAGAGUUGGACGAAGUGAGAUUGGCCGCACUAGAUCAUCUCCAAAUACAAAAGAAAGCUAUGGAAAAAGUGUAUAACAAGAGAGUACGAUUUAAGGACUUCGGUGAAGGGGACUUAGUGUGGAAAGCAAUCCUACCAAUUGGUUCUAAAGAUCCGAAAUGUGGCAAAUGGUCUCUGACCUGGGAAGGGCCGUUCACUGUCACCAAAAUUUUAGGGAAAAGAGCGUAUCAACUUCAAGACAUGGAUGGUAUAAAGCAUUCCAACUCGAUUAACAGCUGCUUCUUAGAGAAAUUUUACCCAACUAGUUGGGAGGCUCAUGAAACAAUGAAGGCAAAAAAAACUAGUUAG
Ziziphus jujuba (common jujube) is the source of this 801-nucleotide messenger RNA. RefSeq lists its product as uncharacterized. Gene Ontology annotation, molecular function: nucleic acid binding. The transcript has a single exon. NCBI's taxonomy places the organism in Eukaryota, Viridiplantae, Streptophyta, Magnoliopsida, Rosales, Rhamnaceae. Bases 1 to 801 code for a protein of 266 amino acids. Gene Ontology annotation, biological process: DNA integration. The record is from RefSeq and is a predicted model, not a curated record.